Messenger RNA from Physella acuta, 1248 nucleotides. RefSeq names its product SAP domain-containing ribonucleoprotein. Gene Ontology annotation, biological process: poly(A)+ mRNA export from nucleus. Gene Ontology annotation, cellular component: nucleus. The record is from RefSeq and is a predicted model, not a curated record. Lineage: Eukaryota; Metazoa; Mollusca; Gastropoda; Physidae.
AUAUCCGGCUGUGAGUUAGCAUAUAUUAUUAAUAUGAUGGACAUUCAUUAACGAUAAAUCAAAUGACUUCAGAAAGUAUAUCUAUCUUGAUUAUUAUGAUAUAACUAGGUCUAUAGGCUACUGAAUUUAUUGAUGUACAUAUUUUUCAAUGACUACUCCUUACGUCAUGUUGAAGGUUUAAAAUGGCCGAUCAAACCAUGGAAGAUUACAAAAAAAUGAAAGUUCCUGAACUCAAACAAGUGUUGAAAGAAAGAGGAUUGUCCAUAACUGGUACAAAAGCAGAGCUUCUCAAACGUCUUGAAGAAGCAUUGGGUGCAGCAGUUGAAGGAUCAGAUGGUGGACUUGAUGAUAGUAUUCAUAGCAUUGAUAACAUAUUAAAUGAUGACAGCAUCACACUGGCGACAAAACCUGAGGAUAAGCCUGAUCCCCAACCAGCAGUCACUCCACAGAAAGUAGAAGUAACUGCAUCAAAUGGUGUUAAGAACUUGGCAGAUACAACAAAACAAAAUACACCAGAUACUACACAGACAGCUAAACCAGCAGAAAUGGCUAAACUUUCAGAAGAAGAGAGACUGAAACUCAGAGCGAAAAAGUUUGGUGCAGAAUCUUUAGAGGCAAAAAAAGAGUUGAGGGCUCAAAGGUUUGGUUUACCUGCAAGUGCCAACAAGUCUCCUACAGCAGCUCUAGCCAGCCCAACUGGAGAGGACAUUGAUGUUUUAAAAAAAAGAGCAGAUAGGUUUGGUGCAGUGGUGUCAUCAUCAUUAACCAAGGCUGAUGAAGAAGAAAGAAAAAGAAAAAGAGCUGAAAGAUUUGGAACUCCCACUGCUGCUUCUGCUACACCUUCUACUACUUCUAGCCUGAAAGUCAGUACAGUCACUUCAACAGAUUCAGACAUAGAGGCCAAGAAGAAAAAGAGGGCAGAACGAUUUGGACUAGCUACAUAAUGUUACUGGGCAGCUUACAAAUCUAUGUGCGUUCAUCAUAUUGACCUUUUCUUCAUUAAUUUAAAUAUUCACUUAGGAUCUUCAAUUAUUUUAAACUGUUGUAAAUUGUUUUAGUUUCCACUGCCAUGUAUGGUUCUUCAUCUUUAAAAUUAAUGACUGUUUUAAGAUUUGAAAAAUGUUAAGGUAAAAUUUUUAAUGUCACAAGAACAAAUAAACAUACUUGUAUGGAGCCAUUUUUUACGUUGUAUUUUUAAAAUAAGUGUAGUAUGGGUUUCCAAACACAGACAUUAUAAAAUGUAUUUAU